Papaver somniferum (opium poppy) is the source of this 1101-nucleotide messenger RNA. RefSeq lists its product as uncharacterized. The record is from RefSeq and is a predicted model, not a curated record. The transcript has 3 exons. Lineage: Eukaryota; Viridiplantae; Streptophyta; Magnoliopsida; Ranunculales; Papaveraceae. Bases 1 to 1101 code for a protein of 366 amino acids.
AUGAUACUUCUUCUGUAUGAGGAUGAUAUUAUACUUACUGGGAGUUCUGAUAUUCUUCUUUCCAAGUUAGUUCAAGCUUUAAGUAAAGAAUUUUCCAUGAAACAAUUAGGGGAUUUGAAUUAUUUUUUAGGUAUUGAAGUGAAAAGAACUACAGAUUCUUUAAUCUUAACACAGAAGAAAUAUACACUAAGAUUACUUACAAAAGCUAAUAUGCUUGAGUGUAAACCUUAUGAUACUCCUGUGGUUAAAGAGUCAAGAGCUUCUAUAAAUGAUGGUGUUUUGUUACAAAAUACAGCAGAGUACAGAACAAUAGUUGGCAGUCUUCAGUACUUAACAAUGACUAUGCCUGAUAUAUCUUUUGGAGUCAAUUAUGUAUCUCAGUUUAUGCAUGCUCCAACUGAUACUCAUUAUUUGUUGGUCAAAAGAAUUUUAAGAUACCUAAAGGACACUAUUGGCAUUGGUUUAACUUUGAGAAAAGGUGGUAUUUCUUCUGUGAGAGCUUAUAUUGAUUCAGAUUGGGCUGGAUGCCCAGAUACAAGAAGAUCUACAUAUGGAUAUGCAGUUUUUAUGGGGAGAUCUUUAAUUUGCUGGUCUAGCAAAAAGCAACCAACUGUAUCUAGAUCUUCUGCUGAGGCAGAGUACAAAUGCCUAUCAGUGACUGCUUCUGAAUUAGAGUGGCUUUCAAAUGUGGCCAAACAUAUAGAAGUUCAGUAUCAUGUGAUUAGAGAUCUGGUGAUCAAAGGGCUUAUCAAGAUUCAACAUGUUCCUUCAGAUAACCAGAUUGCAGAUAUUUUUACAAAAGGUUUAUGUUCACCUACCUUUCUUUCUUUACUUCAUCAACUAUCAGGAGAUACUUCAAGUACUACUGUUGAAGACCUUAAGUGUCAGAAUUCUUCAUGUCUUGCUUGUGAAGAAGAACUCUCUUCUGACAGAACUUCUUUACUGUUUUCUGGUUUAACUCAAGGAUACAUGUUUCAUCCCGAACGUAGUACUCGUACAAGAAGUCGCUCAUUAAAGCUUUGGAGACGGCAACAAGAGAUGGCCAUGAAGCUCCGGCAGCAGGAGAAGAGUGACCAAGGGAUUGUGGAGAUUAAGCUAUGA